AUGUCCCAGCUCGCGUCCUCGCGCGUGCAGCUGCGCAGCGUGCGCGCUGGCGUCGACGCCAUUCUCGCCGCGCGGGAGGCCGCGGCCAGCUCGAGGCUUGCGAGGCAGAACAGGCGCAUCCUGCGGCAGGUGAGUGGCCAUUUGAAGGAUGUCAAGUACCAGCUCAAGCUGAGGCGCCAGACGCUCGGGGAGACGCGGGCCGUUCAUGACCGGCUUGAGCGAGAUAUCCGGGAUGCGCAGCAGGGCAUCGACAAGGAGCUCCAGAGGGCUGGUCUGAAGGACAUUGAGGCCGUGAGGGCCGAGGUUGGAGAGGAGGUUUGGGAGCGGUUGGUGCGUGACGCUGAGGCCGAGGAGUGAUGCCUUUUCUUUUUGUUUUGCUGCCCUUGCGCGCGACGACGAAUGGAGGGGAUGGAAAUUUGGGCAACAUGAGGCGUUUGGACUUUUCCUUUCUUUGCUUGUCUUCUGGCUGCUUCUCUUUUUUCUGUUUGGUCUCCUUUCACC
Molecule: messenger RNA, 501 nt
Organism: Verticillium dahliae VdLs.17
Lineage: Eukaryota; Fungi; Ascomycota; Sordariomycetes; Glomerellales; Plectosphaerellaceae
Exons: 1
Coding region: 1-357 (118 amino acids)
Source: RefSeq, a predicted model, not a curated record